Molecule: messenger RNA, 1101 nt
Organism: Lobosporangium transversale
Lineage: Eukaryota; Fungi; Mortierellomycota; Mortierellomycetes; Mortierellales; Mortierellaceae
Exons: 1
Coding region: 365-883 (172 amino acids)
Source: RefSeq, a predicted model, not a curated record
GGCUCAUAUUAAGGAUAUGGUUGGUGCCCCAGAGUUCAUUACUAUUGAUGACGCUCAAGUGGAAUACAAGGUCAUCUGUAAAGCAUUUGGACGGGAUGUAACUGUCCAUUUGUGUCUAUGGCAUGUGAUGAAAGCCUGGGCCCGCAAGCUCUCGACCUUAAUUUGAGGUGCCGAUAGGAACCAAAACAAGGAUCUUCGGCAAUCCGCAAUGAAUGAACUCCGUUCGAUUCUUUGUGAUCCAUCCUCUGGAAGUGCCGGUGAGACGAUAGUUGAAUUCGAAAAGAAAUGAUCGGAGCACAAUGAGGGAAAGCUUUGGAAAUACCUCAAAGAACGGUACUUCAUUGGAGGACGUAGGCAACGAUGGAUGAAGUCAUACCGUGUUGGCAAAUUCUAUGCCGGCAUGGACACCAAUAAUUAUGUAAAACCUUGGCACAAUCAUCUCAAGUCUCAUUUUCUACGAGGCCAUACUAACUGCCGAGGUGACAGGCUGAUCUACCUUUUAAGCCAUGAUGUAGAUGACUUCUAUCAGGCGCUGGCAAUGCGUAGUGUGGUUCGUUAUGGCCGGCAUUCCAAAGGCGAGAAGACAGAUAUCUUGCAAGAAAGAUGUCUAAACAACAAAACAAUUGAGGCGCUCCAAGGUCUGGUCAUCUACGUUGAAGGGUAUUAUUGCGUUAUCUCGCCAACAACUGGGUGUAGUAUAUAUAACGUUAACGUCGAUGAAAACAAUACCAUUACAGGAUAUAAUUGCCAAUAUUUUAUUAAUCGGCACCGUCCUUGCAUGCAUAUGCUUGUGUUAUUCAAAGUUAAGCAGAGACGAAAAUCGUCCACUGAGUCUUCCCAGAAAGGCUGUGCCUUUGGUCAUGGACAAACACAUGGCUGUUGAGCACGGUGAAUAUCAAAUUGAGGAGGAGGGUGAGUUUAACCAAACUGAGAUUCAACUAGGAGAAUCAGCAAAGCGAAGAAACUGAUGAGUUGCUUGAGUUCUUCAAAGCUUCGGUAUUAUCGAUAGGUCAGAAGAUAAUGUAGGGAAGUUGAGACUUGUAGUAAAUACGCUAGAUAGUAUGUCAAUAAUCCCGAAUACUUCUGGAACUAAGAAGCGAU